AUGCCCUCUCCGCUGCUGGUCGUCGAGCUGGUGCUGCUCCACCAACAGCACGGCGCUGCUCUAGAGGAUCUCGGACAUCUCGUCGCCGACUAUCUGGGCCCAGACCGGAACCUGCCGCUGAGUCACGCGUGCAAUUUCGGCUCCAUGACGCUGCUGGACUGGAUGUGGGGAUGCAGCUCCAUCUCCACGACGGGCAGAAGUCCACACUGGUCGCUGACGAAUUAUCUUCGGUCAAACCCGAACUACUACCAGUACCAAUUCCACGAAUCGAUGCUGGCGGCUGCUGGAAAGGGUGAUUUACGAGUAAUUAAGUGGUUGAUGAAACAUUUCUCGGGCUGUGAAGUCCCAGUGACAGUGGUGGAGAUCGCAGCAGAGCGAGGCCGACUGGAUAUACUGCAGUUUCUACUGGAGCACGACGCUAGCCACCGAGUCGAGGAGGGUUCCAGUCGCAAGAAGAGGAAAAUGGGGACUGAAGAGGGAGAUGCUUUGCCCAAUGACGAUGAAAAAGACGGAGGCAAUGUCGUGCGCUGGGAUGGAGAAGGAAUCACGAAGGCUCUGCAAGUGAAGCGGCAUGAUAUCGCACGGUUCCUCUACGAGAAAACGCCUCACGGUGUACGAGCCGCCACAUUUCGAAUUGCUGAUAACUUCCCAGCAGUCUAA
This is a messenger RNA of Phytophthora sojae, 660 nucleotides long. RefSeq lists its product as hypothetical. The record is from RefSeq and is a predicted model, not a curated record. The transcript has 2 exons. Lineage: Eukaryota; Oomycota; Peronosporomycetes; Peronosporales; Peronosporaceae. The coding region runs from base 1 to 660 and encodes 219 amino acids.